Molecule: messenger RNA, 753 nt
Organism: Lasiosphaeria miniovina
Lineage: Eukaryota; Fungi; Ascomycota; Sordariomycetes; Sordariales; Lasiosphaeriaceae
Exons: 4
Coding region: 1-753 (250 amino acids)
Source: RefSeq, a predicted model, not a curated record
AUGUCCCAAAACAAAACCAGCCCCGCGGACUCCGGGAGUCAAGGCAGAAGCAGAAGUGCAAGCACGGUUGGCCUCGAAGACAAAGCGAAUUUCAUCACUGAGAUCGAAAAGAGGAAGUCGACCGCCAAGUCUGGCGAUCUUUCCGACUACGAGGCCAUCUUGAAAUACUACAAGCAGGCCGAUGCCAGUAUUCCUCACGGAAACAACUUUGUCUGGUCAAUCAACGGUCGUGUCGGCUUUGGCCCUGUAGAUGAGUAUUAUUACGAGGUGGCUUUGAAGGAGAAGAAAUGGGGCGUGCGGGAUUCGAAGAAUUUUGAUAAAGCCCCCGAGAUCACAGAAUUUGCUCAGAUUGCCGUUCUCCAGCAACGUGUAGCCCGGGCGCCCUAUCACGAGGUCGUCAACGACACCUGCUGCACCAUCCAGACGAUAUGGCAGGCAGACUGGAAUCACAUCAACCAGGGCGCGAACCAGGUGCCCAGCGUCUCGCACUCCAUGGACGCGGCCGCCAAUGUCAACCAGAUCCAGGAGAUCAUCGCCGAGAUCCGUGUCCUCGCUCCGACGGGCAACGCCACCAACCCCUUCAAGCUGAUUUCAGACUGGACGCCCGAGCGCUUCUGCAUCAAGGCGCCAGCCGGGAACCUGCCUCUACUGUCCGGAAACGGCAUCCGACGCCAUAUUUUCUUCGCAACAGCCCUUUACACCCACAGCACGAGUCUCUACAUGGCCCAGAAGAAGAACGGUAUUAAUUAUUAA